Molecule: messenger RNA, 7133 nt
Organism: Saitoella complicata NRRL Y-17804
Lineage: Eukaryota; Fungi; Ascomycota; Saitoellomycetes; Saitoellales; Saitoellaceae
Exons: 2
Coding region: 59-6916 (2285 amino acids)
Biological process (GO): replication fork processing; double-strand break repair via homologous recombination
Cellular component (GO): nucleus; Cul8-RING ubiquitin ligase complex
Source: RefSeq, a predicted model, not a curated record
CCACCAGUCAAACGUCACAGAUCAAUAACGACCAAUAUCAAGCAAAUUCGAUCAUGAAAUGAACCAAGAAACGCGCGGAAGUCGACCUCGAAGUCAUAGUCCAGCAACCUCGGAAGUUCCGCCGUCGGACGAUGAGUUUGAGGGGGAGGAGUGGUGGUUCGAGGGUGACGCGGUGACACCGAGGGCUAGUGGGCCGAAGGAGGGAGGUGAAGGCCUUUCUGGCAAAUUGGAUGCGUCAUCUCCGCUGGAUUCGGUUGUUCAUGGUAAGGAGGAGGUGCGCGGGCUGGCAGGAGUGGGCGAGGGGGGAACGGUGUUGCGUUCGACGAAUCUUACGGCCACCCCGCAACCUGCUGUGGAGGAAGACGAAGUUAUGGAAGACGUUUCUAUGGUCAAUGAGCCUCUGUCACAACCUGUAACGCAAGCCCCGCCUUCUGAUUCAACUCGAGACAUCUUCGAUCCACCGUCCUCGCCGCCUCUUGUGAUCGAAGCGUUUGACGAUGAUUUGCGUGAGGACAAAGCAGUGGAAGAGCGUGGAGAGACUGAACUGUUUUCGUCGCAGAGUAUCAGGGGGCCUGAGGAGGACAGAGAGACUACACAGACACUCGAGAAUCCUCAUCCUGCGCCUGGCAGUGCGACAUCGACGCCUUCAUCUAGCCUGCCACAGAUCGUGCUUCCACCGCCAAUCGUGAUCGAUACUGCGCAAACGAUGUCACCCUCGUUGACGCCGGCGACAGUCGUGGCACCUCCACCCGUCCCAACAGACCCGACACCACCUCGCCGAACAUUCCGUGCUCGAAAACCUGAACAGCUACACCCUUACAUGGUUGAGCUAGCCCGCCAUCGACAAGAAUUCCGUCAACGCGGUCUAAAGCCGGUUCGAGUUGCAGGUUUACCAGCGCCUGAGGCCGAUUCGCAGUUCACUGUCCCAGCGGAGGAUGUUGAAGAUGUGGUGAUGGAAGAACUUCUGGAAGAGGAUGACUCACAGUAUGUUGAACGAGAUCGGGUGCGGCGGGAACGUGUGGAACGUAUGCAACGGGCUACGGGGUCAAAGUCACCACGGGGAGAGGACGACGAGGAAGAUUUGCCGUCGCCGGCGAAUGUGUUAAAAGGUGAUGCAAGGGUGCCGAUGCGCACGUAUAAGAGACGGAAGACAGGCGACAAUGUUCCCAAGUUCAUCAAACCGACAAAAUAUGACAAAAUCAUCAAUGCCGUGCAUAAAGAGCUGCAACAAAAUCGACAACAGCCCUCAAGGGACGGAGGUGUUACACCCGUUCGGUCGCUUCCUACUCCGCAAAUGUCAUCAGCAACAACCCAUGUAAGCACGGCACGCCGAUCACUACGCAUCCUCGCAUCGUCUGAUAAUGAAGAGAUGCAAGUCACUCCUCGGCCUCGUCGUCAAUCCCGAGAAGCAUCGCAUAUUCACAUUCCGAGCUCCUCUUCUGGAUCUGAAUCCGAAUCCGAAUCUCAGAACGAUUCCACCGACAGAGAAAAAGCAGAGCGGGAGAUUGAGAAGCUCAAACGGAGACUCCGUGGAGUACUGCCUCCGUCGUUCCUGAAAUUGGACGAGAAGCAGAAGGAAGCGGAAGCAAAGGCUGCACGGGAGCGAAAGGCAGCAGCAGAGAGGGUGGAAAGAUCUCAUGGGAAGGGUGUGGCGAAGAGAAAGACUGGUACCGGCUUGGCAGGCAGGCUUCAGGCUGUAUUUGGGGGUGGCGAGGACAGUGGAGAUGAUGACAACGUCUCUGUUACCACUGCACGUUUGGUAGUGACCGCUGCUUCUCGGUCUGCCCAAACUCCGAGAAGGGUGCUUCCGGAACCCAUUGUGCUGGACGACGAUGAUAGUAUGAUGGAAGAAGACAUUAUUGACAAUAUGUGGGUGAAGCCUACACAACGUCGUUCGACGCAGUCCAGGAAGUCAGGAUCUGGACCGAAACGUUCCGCACCGAAGAAACAGUUCAACAAGCUCCAAGACCAUGGCUUCUCCCGCAAGUCUUCAAAGAAUGAGAAGUCUCGGCAUGCUAGUCAUCUUUCAAGGGGCUCGAAGGAUGUGACGCAAAAGAGACGAAGAUCUAGAACGCCGGCGUUUAGUAUCGUUGACGCCUGUGCGAGGCAUAUUGAGGAAACUGGGCGGUCACCCCCUCCCUUUAUGAAGAUCGCCAAGCGUGUCGCAGCGAAGCGCAAGGAUCAAGGCCGGACUACACUAAGAGGCAAGCAGUUUCGAUUUACCGAUGGGGACGAACAGGAGUCAGUCCUUCACGUCCUGCGACAGUGGAAGGAAGGACGUUUGAGCCGUCCUGACUGGCAGGACGCCAAUGCAACUGGGACUCUUUCGCGACCUGAGGUUGCUAAAUCCGUCAUGGAGAAUGAUCUUGUCCAGCGCCGUCAAGUUGUAGUCCCUGCGCGGGCUCGGCAGGCGCAGUUGCCCUUCCACCCACUGGACGACGGCAUCGACUCGGAUCAAAUGGAAGCGCAUGCAACGGUGGUAGACGUCGGUAUCAAUCGACAGGAGCCUGGCGUCCGACGUCCUUCACCCAUACCUCAACCCCGCUUGCAGAAGAGCAUGCAACCUGCUCAAUUGGAACACGAAUCUGGUGAAUAUGCCAUUAGACCUCGCAAAUUUACCCAACACCAUCCUCGACCCCAAGCAAGGCUCAACAAUAUUGAGAAGGUCAGUAAGUGGCUUGCCACUGCAUCGCCAGCCGGACCUCCUGAUGCCAUGGGACCUCCAGCGCCGCCUUUUGUUGCGGGACAUCCCGCUAUGUCGACUCAAGCCACUCUUCCAGACCAUGCUAUUGCUCGAGCUGCUGCUGUCGUUGUCGUUGCACCUAUACCAAAGCGUCGAGUAAGGAAGAAAGUUCAGGCGGAGCGCCGCGACAUUCAUCAGUUCGACGGCAUGAGGUUACCUAAACCUGACCGCGGAUCGACUCGUUUCGAGCCUUCUGUCCCAGUCAUAGCUCAAGACCCUGCCACAGCUAUAUCUGUGCGUCAACUAGCUUUAAACGAUUACUGGUUCACCAACCAGACCUUCUCGAUUACCUUUGACGUUCUUCCGGUCAAAGUUGGUACACGCCUUGAUCCCACCUCCUUCGUUGGUAGUGGCGAGCUUCACGAGGCGCUGACCGCUCACUGUAAGCCAAAUGAUCGGUCACUAUCAGCAGGACAUGUCACGUUUGGCGACGAGGUAUACGACAUGUAUGACUCUACAGCUUCCGUUGCUGCCCGGUUCGAAAUCGGAUUCAGGUUCCUUGUCGACUCGUUGCUUGAGUCCCGUUCUGAGUUGGCAACCGAAGCCGAACCCUUCCUGCGUUUCGUGGCCAAAUAUAUCGGCACACGCCUAUCUAUGGCUCGUUCUGAAGAGGUAGCCACCUUUGGCCAGGCCCUCCUUCGCUCAGUUGAGUCAGCUUUGGACCGUAUCCUCACAUCGGUAUUCGCAGAUAGAGUCGAUUAUCAACUCUCUGCACACCGUACUGGUUUACAAUUUCUCCAAUUCUGCCUGGUAUGGAGUUACCAGCUUUCAAGGUUGUCUUCUCACGAUAGUGAUUGUCCCAUUUCGCUUGGUGCGGAGAGAGCGCUUGACCGCUUUGGCCGGCACCUCCUUCAGCUGCUUCUUACAUCAGGCAUGAAUGAAGUCCAGAACAUAUUACGCAGGCUCCGUUCCUCUAAUGCCACAUCUGUUGCUGGAGAUACCUUGCCCCUACAGCUAUGGCUAACUGUGAUUCAUGUGUUUGAUGACUGUCAGACCUUUGCUCGCGGUACCUUGCCAGCUUUUUGGGACCUACUUAAUGACAUACUGCAUGUCGAGACCAAGGUUGAAGCUGCUGCUGGGAACGAGUGGCGCUUACGUGAACGUGCUUGGUUCACCAUUGCCAACAUAUGCCCUCUGUACCAGUUCAGCGAUCUCGGCGUAACAGGCCCACCACCUGGCACGUCCAAUUGGUCUUAUCUGGUAAGCUUGUUAAACGACUUCUUCGGCAAGGGGGAUCUGUCUCUAAAAGCGGCUGCGCUUGAGCCCUAUUACCGUGCUCUCAUCGGUCGUUGUCAUACACUAGUCAGGCAAUGGAAUUGGAAAACGAGCAAGGAUGUGCUCGUGCUAUUCUACAACUUCUUCAGUGCGCGAGGUUUUGCUGGCGUUGAUGAACACGACCUACAUGACUUCCCCAUGUUCCUCCAGAGGCUUGACGUGAACCCAAGCGUGGAGAUUGAUGCCUCUGACACGAGCUUUCAUAUCUUCCUCAAGGUAGUUGUUCUAGCGUUCCGUCAGCUUCAGGCUAUCGAGACUCCGCAAGCGAAAAAAGCGCUUCGACUCCUGGCGUCGCGUCUUACUCCGUUGGGUGAUCGGCGACAGCAGUACGCUAGUGACAAGGAGUUCUCCAUUGCGGACUUCAUCUCAUUGGAGAACCACUAUGCUCUUCUCAUCACAUUAUACUAUGCGACCCCAGAAGAAGUCCGUCCUCCUAUCGAAAGCAUGCAGGAUCUGGUCAUCAUUGAGAACGCUCAUUGCAAAGCUCGUCUCGUGAGCGUGAAGGCAUGGUCGCAUGUGGUGCGUCUUCGAAUUGCGCGUGGGGAGGAUCUGACUGAGAGUAUGGGCUGGUUGGAGUUGAUUUUGCGUAAAACUGCUGAAGAGUAUCGGAACAUCAAGCGAGACACGCGGCUGGUUGCAGAGGGUGUUGCUGCCUGGGAGGCCUCUACCCGCGAUCGAGUCGUUCGGUUCAAUCUGACGCAGUUGGAGAAUGUUAUGAUCGUUGCUUUGAAAUGUGUCAGAGGUCUUGUGUCGACGUUCUGUGAGUCAAAGCCGGAAGUCAUGCCGUGCCUUCUUAUUAAGCCGACGACUUCGGAUAUCUUUGCAUCGUCGUUCUCGCAACCGGAUGCAGUGGUUCUGCAGGCGCUGGGUCUUCUGCGGGAUGUGCUGCAGUGCUCAGCUUCGACCGCUUCACUAUCUGCCGCCGUUCAGGCUCCGCUACCGGAAGAAGACAGCCAGGAUUAUGGAGAUGUUUCUUUUCUUGAGGAGUUUGCUGCGGUUGAAGCAGGAGUGGUCCCGUCUGAAGCUUCUGCACUGCUGAAGCAAGUCAACGAGGUUUGGUCACCACAGCUUUUCCAGAUGUUGUCGAACUAUUUCGGUGCCGAUAACGAGGUAUCUGAUAAUGCUAUCCAUGACACAGUCAAGACGUGGCUAUACUGCGCGCGGCUUCUUGUACAACACAAUUUGCGUACUUGGGUAAGCUAUCUUGAAGGAGGUGCAGAGGCGUGGCCUCGUCUGGGGGAUGUUCCAAGGAAACGCGCUGUCAGCAAUAUCUUCUUUUCGACCGUCCUGGAGUGUGUACCUGAGAUUUAUCAUGAGCAUCGGAUGAUUUUCCUGAGCUUCUGGAUUUCGAGCAUAGUCGAGCCAGGGCUGGCAGUUGAUCAACAUGUCUUUACGAGUACACUUCUCAGCAUAGACACGUCUGGUGACCUUGUCAGCAACCCUCCUUUUGUUCGGCAGCUUGACGGGUCGUACUCCAUCUCUGCGGAGGAGUUGCGCUCUGCCCGGGGUGCUCUUCUGUCGAGCAUUCUAGAGAGCAUGGGUAAGACCGACAAGGAAGAGAUGAAGUCUAUGUACACCGCUCUUCUCGCCACUCUCUUCCGCGCUCUCCGUGAGCACUAUGCUCAGUUGACCGUAGCUAAAUCUUCAGGCGACCUUACAGAGUAUAUCGCAUUGGUGCAACAAGUCGUUGGAAACGUGCUCCAGUUUUGCAGUACUUUUGUGACCGAACGCUGCUUACCUGAUCUUGUCUGGUUCCUCAACGCGGAGCACUUCCCGCAGCCACCCGAACAUGCUGCAUACGAUAUCCAGCGCCUUCGUGUCUAUGCCGGACAGGAUAUCACAAAGGGUUUCGUGCAGGACGUCAUUCAUGACAAGAUCAAGACGCGGUGCGAGGAUGUGCUUGUGGCAUGUGAAUCGGACAAGCCAUUCAUCAUUUUCCUUGCGGCUCUUUUGAAGGAGGACGAGGUUCGGGAUGUUCAACUAGAGUAUCUUCGGAGCCUUGUGGUGAGGGCCAUCAUAUGCCCCUACCUGCGUCCGGAGGCCGUGGUGUAUAUUCCUCCUAUGCUUGGAGCUUUACGCGAGGUCUAUACCGGUGUUCUUCAGUCUCUGCACCCUAGCAAGUCGCCCGACUACCUGCGCGAGGUCCUGGUCGACAUAGCAGACAUUUUGUACCACAUACAACCCUGGACGUCUGCAAUCUUGCGAAGGGAGAAUAUGACUGUUGAAGGUGCUGUGUCAAAAGAGAUUCUGCUACGUAUCGCUCGCACGUACGAUCUAUUGGAGGUGGUAUUACGCAUUGUGCAUUGGUGUUCAUACCACCCGGCAUGUGCUGAAAUAAUAUCCAUCAUACGCGAUCAUGUGGAUGGAUACUUUCAUGCAGCAUGGUUGGUUCUUAACUGGUGGGUUAAGGAUGACGCGAUGGAGCUACAUGGCUUUAAACCCCUGUCAUCAGAAUGGACCUCGAUACCGGUUUCGUCGGAUCAUGUUAUCAGGAGCGCGUAUUCACGGUUUUGGAGAUCUGUGAACGACAACGCUCGAGAUUGGAAAGAAGACCCUUUAUCCACGGGGAUCUGGCGUUCUUCUUCCUCUGGUCGGGGAAGCAGGACGAUAUCUCUUCCACCGCGUGAGUUCCAGCAGGAAGCCUCCAUCAACGGUGCAUUGUUUGAGAGCGUGACGGCGUUCUUGGUCACCCUCAGCCAUUGCCCCUUGAAAGGUUUGUGUACGGAUAGAUAUUUCAGGCAAAUCUGUUUCAUAUGGAGGGAACACACGGAUCGGUUCAGUGAGAGGACGAGGGUGGUUAUGAUGGAACUGUUUGGAAGGAUGGGAGAGGAUGGCAUGCCGUGGCGAGCGAUGUUUGGGUUGGAAGAAGAGCAUGACGUUGCGAGCAUUUGCAUUUGAAUGAUAUUACAGGCGUUUUUGGGAUCGUUAAGGUUUGCUUUGGCGUUACAAAUGGGUGGAUACCAGGUGCAUUGCGUGUGUAGCAGAUACUUUCGGAUACAAGUGCAAAGAGAACGAGAAGUUUCACCCUCAUCGAUCGAUCAUGGAAGAACCGGAGUUGUCCCCAUACUGCGAUGCGUCAAUAAGGCAUUGAACCCCCAAAUUAACUUUAGCGAAC